Molecule: messenger RNA, 639 nt
Organism: Aspergillus campestris IBT 28561
Lineage: Eukaryota; Fungi; Ascomycota; Eurotiomycetes; Eurotiales; Aspergillaceae
Exons: 1
Coding region: 341-541 (66 amino acids)
Source: RefSeq, a predicted model, not a curated record
UCCAUCCAUCCCAUGACCUACCUACCUACCUCGUGUCGAGUCCACACACAAAAAGUAGUAAGUAAAAAAUCGACCGGGGGGUGGGAGAAAGAAAGUGGGGGAACCUAUAACAUGCGACAACGAUGGUGUGAUGCAUCCACCCUGAAUUAAAGCCCUUUCUUUCCCUGGAAAUGGAUCUCUGUUUCCCCUACCUAGUAGGUAGGUAAUCUACCUACUACGGAGUACGCACCAACCACCCAUGUCCCUGAAAGCCCGCAUAAAGAUCGAGGUGUUCUGUCCAAUCAGCCGAGGAGGAAUUUACUGGUUUGUUGUCUGUGGGUUGCCGAAGUAUCGGUCUUCGAUGAGAUUCGCCUUGCUUCUGUUGGUUUUCUUUAUUUUUCUUUAUUUUCUCUUCAUCUUUCUUAUGUUGGAUUUUUUCUUCUUCUUGUUUUGCACUGUCUCCUGCAGUUAUGAGUCACUGGUCUUUGGAUUCAAGUCUGGGGUUGGUGCCAGCGGAGUCCAGUCUCCGCUGGGACACAAAAGCACUUCGUUACUUGCAUAAGUCCACUUUUAGUACUACUACCGUGUGGUUGUACUAUACCUACAAAGUCACUACUAUUGCUACCUAUACCAGUAGUACCUAGUUAGUAGUUAAACUAG